Manihot esculenta (cassava) is the source of this 2396-nucleotide messenger RNA. RefSeq names its product uroporphyrinogen decarboxylase, chloroplastic. Bases 564 to 1142 code for a protein of 192 amino acids. Gene Ontology annotation, biological process: porphyrin-containing compound biosynthetic process. The record is from RefSeq and is a predicted model, not a curated record. NCBI's taxonomy places the organism in Eukaryota, Viridiplantae, Streptophyta, Magnoliopsida, Malpighiales, Euphorbiaceae. Gene Ontology annotation, molecular function: uroporphyrinogen decarboxylase activity. The transcript has 3 exons.
AUUUCCAAGGAAGCAGCAAAUAAAAGACCAAAGAUUGAAAAAAGUGUUUUUAUCUUUUUGAUCCAUGUAUGCUUGCAGUAUCAUCAAACUAACGCCUAUGAUAUUUUGUGAAACUUGGAAUCAUAGAACUGAAUGCAAACCACCUUGCAUGUGGCCAUUCUGAAUGUUUCUUCUGUUGUAAUUGAGAUUGCUUGAACAUAUUCAUAUGCUCACCAUACAAAAAAAUUGGUUUCAGUGCGUGAUCUAAUUUUAAUUUCUAGAUAAUCAAUGCAUUUGUUUAACACAUUAUCCAAAAGAUUUGGCGUAUUUUUACUCUACGUCGCACAAAAAAGGAUCUUUUUCGUAUGAAAUCUAAUGAAAAUAUUGCAAUAAAAUAUUGAGUAAUUUCACACUUAUCAUCUUUUCUUCAGGUAGAUAAUAAGGCUGCAGUGCUUGGUUUUGUUGGGGCUCCUUUUACCCUGGCAGCACAUGUUGUUGAAGGCGGCUCAUCAAAGCACUUUUCGAAAAUAAAAGGAUUGGCUUUCUCUGAGCCCAAGGCCAUAUAAUAAUGAAAUCAAAUUUUCAUGACCCUCCUACAGGUACUUCAUGCUUUGCUUAAAAAAUUUGCUACAUCAAUGGCAAAAUAUAUUCAAUAUCAAGCUGAUAAUGGGGCUCAAGCUGUUCAAAUCUUUGACUCAUGGGCCACAGAACUUAGCCCCGUGGAUUUCGAGGAGUUCAGUCUUCCAUACUUGAAGCAGAUUGUGGAUACCUUGAGAAAAACACAUCCAGAUCUCCCCCUAAUCCUCUAUGCAAGUGGAUCUGGUAGCUUGCUUGAGAGGCUAGCUUUGACAGGUGUGGAUGUAGUUAGCUUGGAUUGGACAGUGGAUAUGGCUGAAGGUAGGAGGCGAUUGGGACCCGAUAUGGCGGUUCAGGGAAAUGUGGAUCCUGGUGUUCUUUUUGGCUCAAAUGAGUUUAUCGCUAAUCGGAUAAACGAUGUUGUGAGAAGAGCCGGAAGAGGGAAACAUAUAUUGGAUCUUGGUCAUGGAAUUGUAGUAGGCACACCAGAGGAGAAUGUUGCUCAUUUUUUUGAGGUUCAGUUACUCUUGGAGAAUGUGGAAAAGAAUCCACAUCAGUUGGGAAGAAAGAAAAAAAAGGGAAUGUAAGUGUGGGCAAGGUAUAUUGGAUACAUGGUAUUGGUAACCCAUUAUAAAGCCCAGCAAUAUUUCGGUCCAUAAUUCCUACAACUUGGACCGAAUCCGUCAGCAAUUUCAAAACACAGGUAAUUGAGACUUCUGUACAGAAAAUGUUUGGUAAGCUUUGCUUUUCUCCAAUCUUCUACCUUUAUUGGCCACGCUAGAGAGCUAAGGGCAUGGAUGCUGGCACUUGCAGUCCUCUUUGAAGACAUGUGCAAUAACUCUGAUAUCUUUUUUUUUUCUUAAUUAAUUUGUAGUCCAUGGAAUAGGCACUUGUUUAACAUGAAAAAAGGAUUAUGGUUCCAUUAAAAAACAAAAUAAGACAUGAACAUGUCUGGAAAAGAUGAAUCACCUUAUCCUUUGUUAUUUAAGUUUGCCCCUCUUCUAAGGGCAUGCUUCCUCUGUAGGACCCUGUCGAUCCAUUGUUUCCAGCUGUGGCCUUAGUUAAAGAUGGUCCAUGCAAAUUUCUAAGAAGUGGGUCUAAAAGCUUCAGCAGCUUUCAAUCUACAGCAUUACCUGACCUGGACCAUAGGAUUUAAGAUGUCUUAUAUCUAGACAACAACAUGGGCAAAUGCAGCAAACCCACCACAUGCCUCUUUGUGGUCAAUAAUGAUCUCCAUUUGUGGCCUAUAUGUCACCAAAUAGGGUGCCUCAGCAGGUUUUAUUUUUUUAUUUUUUUCUCAUUUUAAAAGGUUGAACUUUUCUAAACCCUCUAAUUCUUUUUUCACAACUUUUUUUUUGUAAAAAAAAAAAGUAUUAAUUGAGGAAAAUGGGCAUUAAGAUUUUAAAAGUGUUGCAGCCUCAUAUUAUAUUAUGGGGGGAAAUCAACCAUAGAAUUAUUAAUCCAAUUAUUUAAAAAAGAAAUUAAACUAAUAAAAUCUCAAUAUGCAACUAAUAUAAUUUGAGAUUGCUUCCCUACUAUGUUUAACCUUAAUGAUACUUUUUAAUCUCAAGCCUUUAAAAAAAAUUAAAUUAAUUUUAUUUAAUUACUUUCCUCUUUGCAAUUUUAAUUUGUAAUAUUUACAAAUAAUUUGUAAUAUUUAGAAGCCGUACCAAAUCUACAGGUAAAGUUAGGUUGCACAUUCCCAUUAUUAGAACAUAAGUUAGGUGAUCAAAAUAUUGAGAAAAUUAAAAUUUAUCUGUAUUCACAAAUUAUUAUAAUAUUAUUAAAAUAUUUAACUUUAGACAUUUUGAUUAGCAUUUUCUCAUUAAUACUAAAAAAAA